Messenger RNA from Chenopodium quinoa (quinoa), 552 nucleotides. RefSeq names its product prothymosin alpha-like. The transcript is spliced from 4 exons. The record is from RefSeq and is a predicted model, not a curated record. Lineage: Eukaryota; Viridiplantae; Streptophyta; Magnoliopsida; Caryophyllales; Amaranthaceae. The coding region runs from base 1 to 552 and encodes 183 amino acids.
AUGCCGCUUGUUUUCGGACUGCCUGCUUCUUCAGCUGCUCAGUUUAUCAAAAGUUCCAAGACUUCUCUACUCAAAGAUGCCCCUCAAGAGCCGGACUUGGUUCAGAUGGACAAGGCCAUGCUGAAGGCCAUCCCUGCUCAGGACAGGGAAUCUGUUAAGGGAGUCGGCACCCUUAACCUUGAAGCCAUCCUGGCUCUCCUUGCCGAGGCGUCCGCCACUUUGCAGGUCAAGGAAUUAGAGGCGGCCAGGAAGAAGAUCUUGGAGCUGGAGAAGUUUGUAAAGGACCUCAAAGCUCAGAUGGCGUCUCUAAAGGAGGCAGACAAGGAGGUCGAGGGACUCCGCGCCCGGGCAGGCGGCGAGGAGGAGACGGAGGAUGAGGCGUCCGACUCCAUUUACGGGGAGUCGGACCAGGAUGAGGAGGACAAGCAGGAGGCGGAUGCUGACGAGGAGUCGCCGCAGGAGGAGGAGGAGGAUGUUGAUAAAGAACAGCCGCUGAUUGAUGAUCCAAAUCAAGCGGCUGCCAACACUGUAGGUCCUCCUCCAGCUGCUUGA